AUGCCUGACCCUGGGCAAUGCGAACCGGCACUGCGACACAUGGACUGGACAAGGGCUAUGGGAAAUCACCAGCGCGAGGAGCAACUCCGUGCAUUUCUUGCAGAGUACCCCGCGGAUCUGCGACGGAAAGUCCAAGAGAUGGAGCAGGCGCUCCUCAACAAGGACUUCAACCGUCUGCAAGAAGCUGCACAACAGGUUAUGGGAUCGUCUUCUUUUGUUGCCGCGAUGCAGCUGCAUGACUUGGCCAUGCAGCUUGAAGAGGCGAUCGACCUGGAAACCGGCUCCAUCCCGGAGAAGACACAGAAAGUUGUGGAAGAGGCUCAGGAGCUUGAGAAGGAGCUAAUCCAGGCUGGCUUCGUCCACAAGGAUGAGCCUUCGCGAUCACAGAGCAACAGUAAGGCCUGUUGCAACGUGUCAUAG
Messenger RNA from Symbiodinium pilosum, 420 nucleotides. The record is from the annotation of a GenBank genome assembly. NCBI's taxonomy places the organism in Eukaryota, Dinophyceae, Suessiales, Symbiodiniaceae.